AUGCCACCCCGAAACAACCCCGUCCCCAACGCCAUGCGCCUCUUCAACUGCACCAUCUGCGACAAAGGCUACCCGCGCCAACUCGACUACGAGAACCACCUGCGCUCCUACGACCACAACCACCGCCAGCGCUUGGCCGAUAUGAAGAAGCUGACCGCCAGCAAUGACGCCGAAGGGCAGAAGCCGAAGCAGGGCGUUGAGUUGCAGAGGUUGGAGGGCAAGGGGGCGUUGGCAGGGAAGGGGUUUACGAAGAUUGGUGGGGGAGGGAGUGGGGGGUUGGGCAAGGGGUUUACGAAGAUUGGAGGUGGGUUUAAGAAAGUGGGGACUGCUGAAGGGGAGAAGAAGGAGGAGGAUAAGCCUGUGGAGGUGGAUGCGAGCGCGCCGGCCGCUGAUGCAAUGGCUGAGAAGCAGCCAGAGAGUAAGAAAGACGACGAUGUUGUCAUGGGGGAAGACGACCCGGAACAGACUACUACGUGGGAGGAGUACGACUUCACCAAGCCUACCGGAUGCGACCACGCAACCUGUGGCGGCUGCAAGACCGAUGGGAUCUGGAGUGGCAGCUGGGUCGCCGUUUGA
Messenger RNA from Macroventuria anomochaeta, 576 nucleotides. RefSeq lists its product as uncharacterized. The coding region runs from base 1 to 576 and encodes 191 amino acids. The transcript has 2 exons. The record is from RefSeq and is a predicted model, not a curated record. NCBI's taxonomy places the organism in Eukaryota, Fungi, Ascomycota, Dothideomycetes, Pleosporales, Didymellaceae.